Mauremys reevesii (Reeves's turtle) is the source of this 965-nucleotide messenger RNA. RefSeq names its product ribosomal protein L8 (gene RPL8). The record is from RefSeq and is a predicted model, not a curated record. Gene Ontology annotation, molecular function: RNA binding; structural constituent of ribosome. Gene Ontology annotation, biological process: cytoplasmic translation. Gene Ontology annotation, cellular component: ribosome; cytosolic large ribosomal subunit. NCBI's taxonomy places the organism in Eukaryota, Metazoa, Chordata, Testudines, Geoemydidae. The transcript is spliced from 6 exons. Bases 147 to 920 code for a protein of 257 amino acids.
GGCGACGGGACUACGUCACCCGGGAAGCCAAGCGGCAUGACGUCACCGCGCACAGCCCGUUCCUUGCCCCGGAAGGGUUUAGUGCUGCCGUGACCCCCCCAUCGUCCUUCCUUCUUCCUUUCUGAAGUAGGCACCGGCGGAGCACCAUGGGGCGCGUGAUCAGGGGCCAGCGGAAGGGCGCCGGGUCUGUGUUCCGAGCCCACGUGAAGCACCGGAAGGGCCCCGCCAAGCUGAGGGCGAUCGACUUCGCCGAGAGACACGGAUACAUCAAGGGCAUCGUCAAGGAUAUCAUUCAUGAUCCUGGCCGAGGUGCUCCCCUUGCCAAGGUUGCAUUUCGUGAUCCAUACAGGUUUAAGAAAAGAACAGAGUUGUUCAUUGCAGCUGAAGGCAUUCAUACUGGCCAAUUUGUUUACUGUGGCAAGAAAGCUCAGCUUAACAUUGGAAAUGUCCUACCUGUUGGCACUAUGCCAGAAGGAACCAUUGUCUGUUGCCUUGAAGAGAAGCCUGGUGACCGUGGUAAAUUGGCCCGUGCUUCUGGAAACUAUGCCACAGUUAUCUCCCACAAUCCUGAAACCAAGAAAACCAGAGUGAAGCUGCCUUCUGGUUCUAAGAAGGUGAUCUCUUCUGCAAACAGAGCUGUUGUUGGUAUUGUUGCUGGUGGAGGUCGUAUUGACAAGCCUAUCCUAAAGGCAGGUCGUGCCUAUCACAAAUACAAGGCAAAGCGAAAUUGCUGGCCACGUGUCCGUGGUGUGGCUAUGAAUCCUGUAGAACAUCCCUUUGGUGGUGGUAACCAUCAGCAUAUUGGUAAGCCUUCAACCAUCAGGAGAGAUGCUCCAGCUGGUCGCAAGGUCGGUCUCAUUGCUGCCCGUCGUACUGGUAGACUGCGUGGAACCAAGACCGUGCAGGAGAAGGAGAACUAAUGUCCCUCAAUACAGUUUACACAAUAAAAGGCUUAAAAAACCCCA